AUGCGCACCCGUGUUCGGCAGGAGAAGAGGUUUAUAUCGUUGCAAGAUGGCGGACCUCCUUGGUUCAAUCUUAAACUCGAUGGAGAAACCUCCUACAGUCGGCGACCAAGAAAGCCGACGAAAGGCUCGAGAGCAAGCUGCAAGACUAAAGAAGAUGGAAGAAUUGGAGAAAAGAAAGAAAGCAGAGUUUAGGAAGAAGAUGGAGAAAGAGGUGUCGGAUUUCAUCCAAGACAGCUCACAACAAAAAAGAAAAUACAGCCCUAUGGGAAAAAUUGAAAGGAGUAUACUGCAUGAUGUUGCAGAAGUGGCUGGUCUCACUUCGUUUUCUUUCGGAGAGGAUGAGGAGAGUCGCUACGUCAUGCUGUUUAAGAAGGAGUUCGCUCCGUCGGACGAAGAGCUGGAGGCGUAUCGCAAAGGAGAAGAGUGGGAUCCGCAGCUGGCAGAACAGCGACGCAGACUAAAAGAGCGGGCUGCGUUAGAAGAAGCGGCGUCCACUCAGACAGAAAAGACACAAGCAUGUCCCAACUCCAACUACAGAGACAAGUACAGUCACCUGAUAGGCACCUCAGCUGCUAAAGAUGCAGCUCACACACUGGAGGCUAACAGGAGUUACGGCUGUGUGCCGGUGGCCAACAAAAGGGACACGCGCUCCAUAGAGGAAGCCAUGAACGAAAUCCGAGCGAAGAAGCGGCAGAAGCGCGAAGACGACACGGGGGCACAGAGCAGCAGUUUCUGAGUUCCCGCUGUUGCUGUUGUGUGUUACUUUGUGUGCGCAGUUCGAUUCUUCUGUCGAUGCAGUUUUCCAUACUUUAUGACUUUAAAGUAUAGCUUAUUGAUUGGUCAGGCUUUACGUCUGUAUGAACAUGACUGUGAUCUUGCCCAGUGGACGAUAUUUAGGUUUGCGGAUUAUUGGCGACUCUUUAACAUCUUCUUGUCACGUUCUGUUAGUCAUCGGAUGCCACGUGCCAUUUUAAACCGUAACAGUAUGAGUCAGUUGUUUGGAAAGUGUCUUGUCAUUCAGAAAAAAACAUGACGAUAGAUCAUUUUUAAAUAAAAUCUUUUGUUGCUUAAUUAUAAUUUUUGAUGCAGCUGCAUAUUUAAAAAAUGUUAGGAAAAGUUUUAUUAUUUAAAAUCACUGCUAAUUUUGUACCUUGGCUGUGUUUUAGCAAGUUGCAGCUGCAGAUUUCCAUCGAUAAUGUUUAAAAAUCCCCAGUGCAUGUAGAAACAAACUUUACCUCUUUACCAGCUUCUUGUCAAUUAGUUUUUAAUUAAGGGUCAAUUUUUUCACUUUGAAAGGUUAAACCUCGCUAAAUGUGUCCAUCACAGGAGUAAGCCAGUUUUAAAACCCACUUUAUCUGAAUUUUUAAAUGUGAUUUUUGCUUUGUUUCUACACAUUGGCACUGACUUGAGUGUGAUAGUUUUAAUUUUUUUUUUUUCCAUUUUAAGUCAUGCAACAGGUGUCGUACUACUAAAAUGGAGUAAAGAUACAAAUCUCCUUUUAGCAUUAAGAUUUAUUUAAUCAUCAUCAUCAGACUUUGAACCAAGGAGGAAUAGCGUGGCGUCAUUAUGUCUUUUUAAACCUUGUUUUGUUUCCAUGUGUGUUAAUAAAUGCUGCUUACAACUUUGUGUUACCUUUACUUUUGGCACGCUUCUUAUUUUGUUAGCAUUUUAAUCCACCAACAUGCUACAUUAAAAACAUGCUGUAUAAAAUAUAUUGUAGAAUAAAAGAUUGCACUACUGGAUCCUAA
Xiphophorus maculatus (southern platyfish) is the source of this 1748-nucleotide messenger RNA. RefSeq names its product sperm associated antigen 7 (gene spag7). Bases 47 to 736 code for a protein of 229 amino acids. NCBI's taxonomy places the organism in Eukaryota, Metazoa, Chordata, Actinopteri, Cyprinodontiformes, Poeciliidae. The transcript is spliced from 7 exons. Gene Ontology annotation, molecular function: nucleic acid binding. The record is from RefSeq and is a predicted model, not a curated record.